This is a messenger RNA of Pelagomonas calceolata, 363 nucleotides long. Lineage: Eukaryota; Pelagophyceae; Pelagomonadales; Pelagomonadaceae. The record is from the annotation of a GenBank genome assembly.
AUGGCUCGCGCCGUAGCACUGCUCCUCUUUUGCCUCGCGUCAACCACAACCGCCCUGCGACCGACGCGCCGCCGCGACCUCUUCGCCGUGACGGCCGCGACCUACUGGAAGUGGGGCUUCGCGGCGACGGGCGUCCUGCACGCGACUCACGCGGCGACGGCGCUCGACGAAGCGUUCCCGGCGCCCCCUCCACGCAAGAGCGAGCGGCCGAUGAUCACCGUCACGCCUCUCGUCCACCGAGGAAAACUGCCCCGCCCCAAAGCCCUGGGCGGGCGAGGCUCGACCUACGACAUGGAGCCGGGAAUCAUCGGCAGCCACCUCCCCUGGCCGACGGAUGCCCGACUGCCAGGGGCUGCUAGGUAG